Molecule: messenger RNA, 219 nt
Organism: Xyrichtys novacula (pearly razorfish)
Lineage: Eukaryota; Metazoa; Chordata; Actinopteri; Labriformes; Labridae
Source: the annotation of a GenBank genome assembly
AUGAAGCGAGACGAGGCUGUGCGAGACCUUGCCGGCACCCGGGCUCCCCGCUGUGUUGAUGGCCCUUGGGCGUCGCCACUAGCAGGAGGACCUCCGCGACCUCCUCUCAGCUGCUGUGACGAGACGCCUGCAGCCAGCAUCCUAUCAAGCACAGCAGCCAGACGGACCUGCAGCAGCUCGCAGGCUGCACACUGCUCAGGAGCAGGAGGAGGUUUUUAA